Molecule: messenger RNA, 2799 nt
Organism: Cloeon dipterum
Lineage: Eukaryota; Metazoa; Arthropoda; Insecta; Ephemeroptera; Baetidae
Product: AP-4 complex subunit epsilon-1-like
Exons: 13
Coding region: 145-2409 (754 amino acids)
Biological process (GO): intracellular protein transport; vesicle-mediated transport
Cellular component (GO): AP-4 adaptor complex; membrane coat
Molecular function (GO): cargo adaptor activity
Source: RefSeq, a predicted model, not a curated record
UAACAAAAACAACAACACACCAGUGGAUCACUCAGCAGAUUUUCAUAAAUAUUUUCGUGUUUAAUCAAGGCUGGCAAUUUGCCAUGCUUUUCUUGUUGCAUCUAAUACAAUAUUGGUUAGAAAUUUCUAAAUUCUAAUUCUAAAAUGAUGUCCAAUAUCCUGGAGAAAACCCUCGGGUCGGUACUUUCGAGCACGGACCAGUUUGCAGGACUAAGAGUUGUCUAUCAAAAAUGCCUCGCUGCUAGAACUAAACAGGAAGAAGAAAAGCUUAUCAAGCAGUUGCUUGAAACAGUAAAAAUCAGGCUCGCCAAUCCCAGCACGCGCCCUCUACUUGCUGGACAUUGCCUGGCUUUUGCUGUCUUCGUCAACCUGAUGGGUUACAAUGUGGACUUUGCACACAUUCACGCCAUCAACCUUGCUCAGCAAACCUCAUAUGUUGAAAAGAAAAUGGGAUAUGUUGCAUGCUGCUGUCUACUGAACGAGAAAAAUGAGCUCAGUCUGCUGUUGGUGAACACCCUUUGCAGAGACCUAGGCAGCAACAACGUGGCCGUUGUCGGGUUGGCCAUCAGCGCCUUGUGCUCAGCGCCAAUUCCUAGGGACGCUGUCCCGGCUCUUCUGCCAGCUCUGCUUGACAGGCUCCACCACCCAAAAGCAUACAUCCGGUGUCGAGCUGUGGUGGCAGCCCACCAUCUACUCCGCCAGCACCCUGACCUAUGCGACCUGGGCAGCGUGGUAAGCCUGCUUGGCGACGAAGACCCUCACGUUGUCCACAGACUCCUCUCUUGCUUGCCAGACAUUAUUGAGAAAAGCCCAGAGGCUGUGUCUGGCCUGGUCCAUCCUCUGGUAGCCAUUCAGAGGCAAAUUCUUAAUGGGAAACUGCCGCCAGACAUGACUUACCGUGGUCUUCCAGCACCUUGGAUGCAGCUUUCUAUAUUAAAGUGCCUACCAGAAUUGUGCUUGACUGAAGAGGAGGAGUUUGCCAGCAGAGAGGUGCUGCUGGAAACAAUCAAAGCAUGCUCGCCAAAAAACGUUGUAAUCAGUGACCCUCCAAUCAGGGCAGCAAUAAAUUCCAGAGCUCUAGCCGCUUUGCUUAGCCUUGAGGAACCAAAUGAAGCAAGCAGGCUACGCAUCAUGCACUUUGCUGGAACAUUUAUGCAGUCAGGCAAUGGUGAUACCAAAAAUGAGGGUCUACUUUUGCUGGAGAGUGCUUUGGUUAAAUAUCAAAUAGCUUUGACUCCAGAGCAGUUGGCAAUAAUCAAACUCAGCUUGGAGCAUGAGGACAUUUCCAUCAGAAGGCGGGCGUUUGGCUUGCUUUCAGCAAGUGCUACUGAAAAAGAUGUUCAGAAUGUGUGCGGACAACUUUUCACACAGGCAGUCAGCCCAAAAACAGAUGAAGUUUUGAAGCAGUGGCUGCUGGAGCAGGCAUUACAGUUGAUGGACAGAUAUCCAGUUGCUCUGACUGAUGACUGGAAACUGAGCGCCGUAAUUAAGCUAAUGCCGCUUGCGGAAGACAUUAAAAUCGGCAAAGAGCUGAUGAAAAAUGCUAAGAACAUUUUGCUCAAAGGAUGUAUUAAAGAGGAGACGCAUGUUAAAAUGCUUACUGUGCUCACCAUGCAUAGCGAGUCAAAGAAAGCACCAACCAGCUUGCUCAAGUUGUAUAUUUGGACUCUAGGAAAUUUUCCCAACAAGCUAUCGCAAGGAGAAGCGCUGUCAAGACUUCUAACUUUAGGAAACAAGCUUUUGAGUAAUGCAAAGACUGAGAAAUCUACCGACGAGCUGCUACUUUUGACCAUAUCCUCUUUGAGAAAUGUCAUAGAUUCUGGAAAUUUUAACUCGCUUGAUGGACUAAAAGACUUUUUAAAAGAGGCCUCUGAGUAUUCGCCUAUGCACAUGCUUGAGGCGUGUGAACUCAUCAACUCUCUGCCGCAUUUAAGGCAGAUUUCAAGUUGUCUGAAGGACGUUGAUAUCGAUUUUUCACUUGGCUUGCUAGACAAAUUUGUCCUCAAAUCAAUUGAAACACAAAAUGGUAGGAUUUACCAGCCGCAAGUAGCCACGCAAAUUCUCCAGUCCAAAACGUCCAGUUCACCCGAUUUGGCUCAUUUACUACCAGUUGUACUGCCGCAAAGCCCAAGUCCUAUCAUGCACCUCUCUCAAGAAUCGUUUAAUACCUCUGACGAAUCAAGCUCAGCUAAAAGGUUGGCCUUGAGUUCUGCGAAAAUGGCGUCGGUGGCGUCGCAGCCGCUGGGCCUGGUACUCCUAUACUGCCGCACCGCGUCCAGGUUCAGGGUGGCGGCCUGGAGGCGCCACUGUGUCCGCCGCCCUGACGACGGCCCGUUGUUCGUGCCGCAACGCCAGCUCCAGGGUCGACUGCUGCGUCGGAAAAAUGCUGCCGCUGAUGUUCAUCGUUGAAAGAACUCGUUAUGAUGCGACUAGAUUCCGGCGAAAGUAUCGUUCAAAAUCUCUCUCUGUUGCAACGAAUUUUCUAACAAAUGCCUAACAAUACUCUGAACUAAGGAGAGUAAAGCUAGGAGAUGUUAAGCAAUAGCCAGAGUCACCAAGAAAGGGGAUGGUUGUCAUUUAGUCUCCUUAACACUAUUUUGGUCGCAAAAGUGUUGCGAAUUUUUUUUUUUUGAUUGCAUAUUGUUACCGUUUCGUAUGCUGGGCUUGUUUGAAAAUUGCUUUGAAGACUGUGUCCAAAAACUGGACACGACCGGCUGGGCGUCCAAACUUAAAAGCAGCGAAAUUCGCGGAUUCUGCGAUUUUUUAAGAGUAGGAGCUCGGCUCCGCAUCCGCUACAUA